UUUUUAAUAAAAUAAAUUUAUUGAAAAUAAUAUUACAAUAUGGACAUAAAAUUAUUUGCAAUAGUAAUUGUUGUUAUAUUUAUGGCACCACAAUUGAUAUUCAGCUCUAAAGUUUUAUUGUAUAUGAAUGCUUAUCAUCAAAACAAAUCUACUGAACAUAACUUUACUGAUGGCGACGAUAUAUAUGUGUAUUGUGAGUAUGAGGCACAAGGUAUUGACGAUCCCAUUGUGUUUAUGACCCUGGCUAAAACAGUUAGCAAUGUGGACAGUCAAUUUUUCUAUUAUUUAGAUGAUCAAACCUAUAGAGUAAACCAUAAUGUGCCCGGUUUUGCCGAUAUUGAAAUGAUAGAUCAUUGGAAAGAUACAUUCAAGAUUCGUAUAGUCAAUGCUACCCAACAUUUUAAGGGUGAAUACAAAUGUGUGGCACAUCAUGAGGUCGGUUGGGUUUAUGAGAAGCCAAUUAUAUUGAAUUGGUAUAAAUCAUAA
Messenger RNA from Oppia nitens, 486 nucleotides. RefSeq lists its product as uncharacterized. The transcript is spliced from 3 exons. Bases 40 to 486 code for a protein of 148 amino acids. NCBI's taxonomy places the organism in Eukaryota, Metazoa, Arthropoda, Arachnida, Sarcoptiformes, Oppiidae. The record is from RefSeq and is a predicted model, not a curated record.